CCAGCGGGACGCCGCACAUGCCCAGCACGCCCAGCCGCGCCUGGGACGGCGGUCCAGCACCCGCAGUAAGCCAGCAGCGCCCGUGCAUGUUGCACGCAGCACGCAGCAGGCUGCUGGCCGAGCCAAGUCGACUGCCGGUUCGGUCGAACCGCAGUCCGUUCCAGACCGGUUCAGACCGGCUGGACCAGUUCAGCCCCAUUAUAAAUCA
Striga hermonthica is the source of this 208-nucleotide messenger RNA. Lineage: Eukaryota; Viridiplantae; Streptophyta; Magnoliopsida; Lamiales; Orobanchaceae. The record is from the annotation of a GenBank genome assembly.